UCCUUUCGUUCGUAUUAAUUACACUGAAUUGUUUGUAAUAUGACCGAUUCUUCAGAUUCUUCUUUUUCUUUCCAGAACAAUUUACAGCCGGAAUUCAAAUUUCCGGCACCGGCGCAGAGCAAACCCAGGAGAAACACUGUUAAGGAAGCAAUUUUGCAUAUCAAGACGCUCGGCCGCCCCUUAAUUUCAAGUUGUAACGGUCAAAUUCUCGAAUCCCUAAUUUUGAAACCCUAUAAACCCUACACAAUUGGCCGCAAAUUGAAGGCGUGCCAUUUUAUUUUUACUGACCGUAGAGUAAGCAGGAGGCAUUGCCAGCUGUGUUUCGAUUCGUUAGAGAAUAAGAUUUAUUUUUCGGAUGGGUUGUUACUCGGUUACAGUGGAUGUAAUGAUCGUUCUUCUAGUUCUAGGGCUUUGGUUUCGACGAAUGGGGCUUUUGUUAAUGGGGUUAGGAUUAGUGGAGUUGUUGAGUUACGAGUUGGUGAUGUGGUUUCGCUUGUUUGCGUCGAUGAAGAAGCUUGCGGGUCGGGGGCUAGCAUCGGUUUUGUGGUGGAAAAAGCUGUUUUUGUGGAGGAGGUUGAUAAUAGAAGUUUGAUUCGAUUUAAUUCGUGUACUGUACAUCGAGAACGGAAUAGUUCUGUAUUUAAAUGUCGCAGAGUAUUAGAUAAUACGAGUGUGCUUGUGAGUUGGUGUAGAGAUAUAAUAUGUAACGACGACCCUAUAUCGUAUAUACAGAAGGGUAUUGUUCUCAAUAGGAAAAAUGGGAUUGAUCUUUCUUUUAGAAACGAACUUAAGAAGUGUUGCGGGUUGUUUUCGGAUAAUGACUUUGAAUUUUGUUCCAAUACCGAGCUUCAAAUUGGAUGUCGUAACCGUAAAAGGGUGUACUCGAGGGAGGUUGAAGCUGUUGAAAAAUGUGACGGCAAAUCCCUGAAAGAGAUUAUAGCGGUCUCUGAGGAGAACGCCGAACGUUCUAACAUUGUCGAUGCUGCUAAUGCUGACACGGAAAGGCAAAUGAAAAUUGAUGUUGUUGAUAUUCCACACAAUGCAGUUGCGAGUGGUGAUUCUACUGGUUUGUCUGUGGGAAGGCGGGAUUCUUUUCCAUGUAGAGAGUUCUUGGACGACAAGAACUGUGGUGGUUGUGUGCCACCUGGAAAGAAAUUUUAUUUGAAUCGUCUUCCGUUUAGGGGUCAAGACACAGACGAGACGAACGAUGUUGUUUCACUGCCGGAGCUUUUUCAUCCCAUCGAGAACCUCAAGCGGGUAUUUAUUGCAACAUUUACUAGCGAUAUAUUAUGGUUCCUAACUUACUGCAAGAUUCCUCCUCAACUACCAGUGACAAUUGCGUGUCACAGUGCUGAAAGGUGUUGGAGUUUAGACCCUGAUAAACGAACAUCAGUUCCAUUCUCGGACUUUCCAAACUUAACUGUGGUGUAUCCUCCAUUUCCUGAAGCUAUAGCUUUUAAUAACGAUCGGAAGAACUCAGGCAUUGCUUGCCAUCAUCCAAAGCUAUUUGUGUUGCAAAGAGAAGAUAGACUACGCAUUGUUGUCACAUCUGCGAAUUUAGUCGAAAAACAGUGGCAUAGUGUAACCAAUACAGUCUGGUGGCAGGACUUCCCACGUAUAAAUAUUCCCAAUUGUUCAUCGCUUUUCACCCAAUUAUCUUUUGGGGAAAUCAAUAUAGAUUCAAAAUGUGAUUUUGCUGCUCAAUUGGCCGGGUUUAUGGCGUCUCUAGUAGUUGAUGUGCCUAGCCAGGCCCACUGGAUCACGGAGUUGACCAAAUACGAUUUCGAAGGAGCUACUGGAUAUUUAGUUGCUUCUGUACCAGGAAUUCAUUCUCGUAGAAGUUCUUAUCUAUACGAUUCAAAAUAUCACUUGGUGGGGGGUAGCAGACACGAGCUAGAGUCAUCCGCGGAUUCUAACGGAGAGCAUUUGAAGAGGUUGGCAUUGUUUCUUGGAAAAUGUCGUGAGAACAUGGAUGGGAUGUCAGAGGUUGUUUUGAGGAGAGAGACGAAUAUACCAGCUGACGGGAAUGCAGUGAGCGUGCUUAUUCCUAACCCGGAAGACUUUUCUCCCGGAGAUUUUGUUCAACUUGGGUUUCUACCAAAGGAUAUUGCAAAAUGGGUGGCUCCACUUUCCGAUAUCGGACUUUUUGCAUUUUCUGCGUAUAUUCAUCCUAAGGAAGUCCUUGCAACUGCUUUAGAAGGAAGCAGCAAGAAAGUAAAACUGAUUCUUUAUGUGUAUGCGGGCCCUUCCUUUUCUACUAUAUCGGAAGUUACAGAACUUGAAUAUGUUACCGCAAUAUGCUCCCUUGUUGCAUCGAGUCAGAGAUGUGCAGGGCUGUGGCGCCUUAAGGAGGUUUUAGGUCAGUACAAGUGGCCUGAACAUUUGGAAUCGGACUUCUUUUUUGGUUCAUCCUCGGUCGGAUGCGUAAACGCACAAUUUCUUGCUGCAUUUUCCGCAGCAGCAGGAAAAAAAUCAGUACCAUUUUCCGAUUCUGAAGAAUCGGAUCCAGAUUGGGGCUGUUGGAGUGCCAGCCAAGAGUUAAAAAACCCUUCUGUCCGGAUUAUUUUCCCCAGCAUCGAGACAGUGAAAAACAACAGAAACGGAAUUAUGGCUUCGAGGCGCAUGUUGUGCUUCUCUCAGAAAACAUGGCAGAGGCUGGAAAAUGUCGGCAUACUCCAUGAUGCAAUUCCUUAUCCAAGUGGCAGGGUUGGUAUCCCUAUGCAUGUCAAGGUACUCUCUCUCUCUCUCUCUCUCUCUCUCUCUGUUAGUGACUUGACGGAAGAGGAGGUAGCGGAACUGAAGGAGGAGGAGGAGGAGGAAGUUCCGGAAAGUUCUAUAUACGUUACGAAGGAAAAGGAAGACGAAAAGGCUUACGCUGAUGAACUAUGGAUUCAGCAAACAGUGUACAGUAAUUCAGUUAACAUGUGA
Molecule: messenger RNA, 2928 nt
Organism: Erythranthe guttata (spotted monkey flower)
Lineage: Eukaryota; Viridiplantae; Streptophyta; Magnoliopsida; Lamiales; Phrymaceae
Source: RefSeq, a predicted model, not a curated record